Messenger RNA from Erigeron canadensis, 1847 nucleotides. RefSeq names its product argininosuccinate lyase, chloroplastic. The record is from RefSeq and is a predicted model, not a curated record. The transcript has 7 exons. Gene Ontology annotation, molecular function: argininosuccinate lyase activity. Gene Ontology annotation, cellular component: cytosol. The coding region runs from base 56 to 1633 and encodes 525 amino acids. Lineage: Eukaryota; Viridiplantae; Streptophyta; Magnoliopsida; Asterales; Asteraceae.
CUCCAUUGCUUUCCACUUUCACAACUAUUCCCUCAUUUCUAAACCGCACCAUUUCAUGGAAUCAAUGACACAUUCCCUGCCAUCACCUGCCGCUUUCUUUUCAUCUCAAAACCCUAAUUCCAACAACAAUCUUUCUUCUUUCUCUCCAAUAAUUACCACCUUCCGCCACCCACUCACCAAACCAAUCACACUCUCCUGCUCCGCCUCUCACCAACCCAACAUGUCCGCCGCCGCCGCCCCACCUGACAGAGAAGCCAAGUUAUGGGGUGGCCGGUUCGAAGAAGGUGUCACUGACGCCGUGGAACGGUUCACUGAGUCCAUUUCUUUUGAUAAAGCUCUUUAUAAACAUGACAUUAUGGGCAGCAGGGCUCAUGCUUCCAUGCUCUCUAAACAGGGAUUGAUCAGUGAGAGUGAUAGGGAUAGCAUUAUAGAAGGUUUGGAUCGAAUAGAGAAACAAAUUGAAAGCGGGGAGUUUAAGUGGAGGACGGACAGAGAGGAUGUACAUAUGAACAUUGAAGCGCAUCUGACUGAUUUGAUUGGAGAGCCUGCCAAGAAGCUUCACACGGCCAGGAGUCGUAAUGAUCAAGUAUCAACUGAUUUUCGCCUUUGGUGUCGUGACGCUAUUGAUACGAUUGUUACACGUAUUAAGCAGCUUCAGGCUGCUUUGGUGAGGCUCGCAAUUAACAAUACUGGAGUGAUUGUACCUGGUUAUACUCAUUUGCAGAGGGCACAACCGGUUUUACUUCAGCAUCAUCUUCUAGCAUAUGUUGAACAGCUUGAACGUGAUGCUGGACGUCUAGUGGAUUGCAGAGUUAGGCUGAAUUUCUGCCCGUUAGGUGCAUGUGCAUUGGCUGGCACUGGCCUUCCUAUCGAUAGGUUCAUGACUUCUGAUGCUCUCGGUUUUGCCGCCCCAAUGAGGAACAGCAUGGAUGCAGUUUCAGACCGUGAUUUUGUUUUGGAACUUCUUUCUGCUAAUUCAAUUACGGCUAUGCAUCUUUCUCGGCUUGGUGAAGAAUGGGUGUUGUGGGCUUCAGAGGAAUUUGGAUUCAUCACUCCAAGUGAUUCAGUUUCAACUGGUAGCAGUAUUAUGCCUCAGAAGAAAAACCCCGACCCUAUGGAACUGGUUCGUGGAAAGUCUGCUAGAGUUAUAGGAGACUUAGUCACACUUUUAGUGUUAUGCAAGGGGCUUCCACUUGCUUACAACCGUGAUCUGCAGGAAGACAAGGAACCUGUAUUUGAUAGUGUGAAAACUAUUAUAGGGAUGCUAGAAGUGUCAGCGGAGUUUGCACAGAAUAUCACCUAUAAUCAGGACAAAAUACAAAAGGCUUUACCAGCUGGUCAUCUUGAUGCCACCACGCUUGCAGAUUAUCUUGUUCACAAGGGCAUACCGUUCAGAACAUCACAUGACAUUGUUGGUAGGGCAGUUGCUUUGUGCGUUGACAGAAAAUUUCAGCUUCAGGACCUGAGUCUUGAUGAACUACGUGGUCUUAAUCCAGUGUUUGAUGAGGGUGUGUAUGAUUAUCUUGGGGUAGAAAAUUCCAUCAAGAAAUUUAGCUCAUAUGGCUCCACUGGUUCAGAUUGUGUAGCUAGUCAACUAGAUUACUGGAUUUCAAGGCUCAAUCUUAGCCAGUGACUAUCCAGGUAUGAAAUGUUCAGUUAAGUUAGUGCAACUACUGAAUUAACUAUAUGGUUGAAACUGUAGCUUAGUUUUGCUUGAGAAUUCGGCAGUUUUCAAUAGCAAUAUGAGGCAGGACCAUGUUAUUUUUGUGUUUGUACUCAUCCGUCUUGCAGCUUGACCAUGUGUUAUAAGCAUUUAAAGCUAUAUGUUUGCAUUAUUUUUAACAACA